GAGGCUGACGGUGAUCAAGUUGGGGAACCUGCCGCCGCCUUCGUUGCGUUACUCCUAGCGGCAGGCCGCCCCUGCGAGACUGUAGGGUGGGCGGCACUGCGCGCGAACCUCUCUCCGACCGGCCGACCCUUCAGGCCCCGUGAACCUCAGGGGCGGCGGGAGCGCGGGGCCGAGGAGCCCGGUGCGUGCGGACGGGCUGCGGCGGGGCGGCCGCCGGGACGCCAUGUCCAUGGAGGACCCCUUCUUUGUGGUGAAAGGGGAGGUACAGAAGGCAGUCAAUACUGCUCAAGGGUUAUUCCAGAGAUGGACAGAACUCCUCCAGGAUCCUUCCACAGCAACAAGAGAAGAAGUUGACUGGACCACCAAUGAGCUCAGAAAUAACUUGCGCAGCAUAGAAUGGGACCUAGAAGAUCUGGAUGAAACUAUCAGCAUAGUUGAAGCAAAUCCUCGAAAAUUCAACCUUGAUGCAACUGAACUGGGUGUAAGGAAAGCCUUCAUCACAAGCACACGGCAAGUUGUCAGGGAAAUGAAGGAUCAGAUGUCAAGUUCAUCAGUUCAGGCAUUAGCUGAAAGAAAAAAUAGACAGGCACUGCUAGGAGAAAGUGGUGGUCAGAGUUGGAGUACUGGACCAGAUAAGUAUGGCCGCCUUGAUCGAGAGCUACAACGUGCUAAUGCCCACUUCAUUGAGGAACAGCAGGCCCAGCAACAGUUGAUUGUGGAGCAGCAGGACGAGCAGUUGGAGCUGGUCUCUGGCAGCAUUGGGGUGCUGAAGAAUAUGUCACAGCGUAUUGGUGGGGAGCUGGAGGAACAGGCAGUGAUGUUAGACGACUUCUCUCAUGAGUUGGACAGCACACAGUCUCGGCUAGACAACGUGAUGAAGAAACUUGCAAAAGUGUCCCAUAUGACCAGCGAUCGUCGACAGUGGUGCGCGAUUAUCGUUCUCUUUGGGAUCUUACUGGUAGUGCUCAUUCUCUUUCUGGUGCUGUGAUGGACAAGGCUUCUCUGGAUGCUGCUUAUUCCCCACCAAGAAAAUGUGAGGGGAGAACGGAAAAGUCAGCACAGUUAAUGUUGCCACCCUUUUUAUUUUGCUCCGAAGAACUCAUACCCCUAGACUUUGAUGUUCUCUGUAAAUCAAUGCUCGUGGCAGCUGCUGCUGCAGUAUCAGCCUUACAAAGUCCUUGGAGGUAAAGUGGAAGCUGGACUCCCUCCCAGGUGUUGUGAUUCCCAGCAAGUGUGCAUUGCCACUCCCGCUGUGCUCACAACGAGCUGCUGUUUCUCUUUCCUCCCUCCAGAGUGCAGGGAAUGAAUCAGCAAAUGUUGGUUAUGUUGCUUUGGCGAGGUCUUUCCACCUUUUUUGUGGGGGAUUUUUUCUCCAUCCCCUUUUUUCCUUAUAUCAGAUGCCACUGUCUUAUCUAAAACAAACUGUUCUGGAAGCCAGGCUGCUGGGUGUAUUUCACCUCCACCUUUGCUGGUCAUUAAGGAGGGUAGAAGACUCAGGAACUGUAUCUAAUAACAGUAAAUUUGGUGAUUCCUAGGCCAAGGUGUCACUUCACCUAGACUUCAGUAGAGGGGUAAGUGCUAGGACUAGAUUCCCUGUCCAAGUCCUGUUUCAUUCAGUGGAGAUUAUACUCACUGAAUAUGGAGAAACCAUUUGGGGUAAAAUAGACGUGAGCUCUGGCUCUGAGUGCUUCAAGGAGAGUGUGCAUACUUAGUAGACUGACCUCAGGCAGACCUGAAUGUGCCCCUUGGUGGCUUCCUGCUCCCUAUACUAACCUUAGCCUUCACUUGGUGCACAUUCCAUGCUUGGAAGGGGUCCCUAUCUCUGCAGAGCACUUCAUGGACUACUUGAAAGAGUUGUGUAGACUGCCUAGUUAGGAGUUGUCUCAUUUCUACUCCAUACUGGUUUUUUUUUUUGUUUAGGUUAGUUUUGGGGGGGUUUUGGUGGGGAAGGGGGGAAUUGCCGCUUUUUUUUAUUCAUUCCAAGGCUGAAAUCAGCAAGCUAAACCUCUGCCCUGGACCAGACUUUUCUUACCUGUUUAUAACUGGGGUGGCUGGGUGAUUUUGGUUUUUUGUUUGCUUCAGGAAGCAAUUGAUUUUAUUACUCUCUUCCAUUUGAAUAACUGAGCCAAUUCCAAAUGAAACUGACAAAUGCUUUGUCAUACUUUGUCAUACCUAGUUUAAAGCAACCCACACUGCCCACAGACAAAACGUUAGGCUUUUUGAUUAUUCUUCAAAUGCCUCAAACACAUGCACAUGUAAAUAGGAUGUUUUUAUAACCUUCCCUAAUGAAUGAACUCUAAGAAAGUAGCAACUUGUUAUCCUGGGUUCUCAAAGGCCAUACCAGGAGAGUAUAGGCCUAGUUAAGUUAGGAUAGGUUUCCUACCGGAGGUUGGUUCCCAUGUGAUAAAUUGCUUGGGCCCCAGCAGCUCUGCAUGGAGGGGAAAGAGGAUCCACAUUGAUGGAAUUUCAGGGCCAUUGAAGAGAAGGAAUGGCUCAACCAAAAGAUGAGGGUGGGCUGCAAAGGCUGGGAGAGGCCAGAGCAUUGCCAGAGAAUUUCAGCCUUCUCUAGAUUGUGCUUGUCCUUUUCGGUCACUCAGUAUUCACCAGUUUCCUCGAUCGUAAUUAUGUAUUGGCCCAGGCUAAUUUUGAAUUGCAAUUUUUAAUACUGGGUAUUUGUAAUGCUUUUCAAAAAAGGAUACCAUCCUUUUUUUUCAGGAUCAUGGUAGGUGAGGAAAUUUGACUGUGGAUGCUAAAAAAUGAAUUUAUAAAAUAAAAGGGAUGGUUGAUACCUGCGUUUACACUCCUUACUCAACUGACUUUGAUGUAUCAUAAAUGAUUACUCUUUGUUUUUUAAAUGAACAAAAAGUAAUUUUGAUCUUCAUGAAUGGCUUCACUCAUAAUCUACUCAGUUACUUUUAUUUUAUAAGGUUCUAAGAAAAUUAGUUCUGUGGUUGUCUUGGUGUGUGCAUAUAUAUGCAUGUAUCUCUUUGAGACAAGGAAAGUCCUCAAAGCAAUGAAAUAUAUCCUUAUUAGCUACAUUUGGUUAAAAUGUCUCCAAAACAAGUAGGCAACAUUAGGAAGACCUCUAGGUCCACCUUGGAAGAGGCAGCCAGUGUCUUAAAGUUUUAGCGUGUGGUCGUAUCAGAAGCCUGCCUUUUGUCUUGCUACUGCUAGCCCAAGAUGUUCACUGCAGUCGCCCAUAAUUAGUGCCUCUAUUCUACUGAAUGCUGAGUAAUUCAAGAAAACAAAAAAAUAGGAUUCUCUGUACUCUUCUGAAGACUCCAAGACACCGAGUUUACAUAUGUUGUUCUCUCAUCCCCUGGAUCCAUUUUUCCUUGCUCUGUUUUUUAUGGGGUUUUUUUCAAUCACAGAGAUUUAAGAACAACUUCCUAUCAUAAGGCAGCAAGAAAAAGUAGUUUUAAAAGUUUUGGGCAAAAGCCAUAUCUAUUCCUCUGAGGGCUUUUUUUCUGAAAUAAGCCAGCUCCAGGUACUCUUGCCACUCUUAGGGCCUAGUGCUCCGUAGAAAGAAAGAACUAGGCUUGUGUGCCUCUUUCUGGUUUUAGUAGAAAUUGCGCACCUUGAGUUACAAAUUAAAUUUAGGAUAAAAACUCCAAAGGGAAUAUAAAGAAUUUGAAAAUGAAUGAAAAUGAAAUAUAAAGAUUGAUCUACAGACAGUUUGAGAACCAAACUCAUUGAAUACCAAACUAAAACUCAUUGAACAAACUUAUCUUAAUUACCAAAGUCUCUCUUAAAGCCCAUGCUUUAGAGUCAGCUCGCUGGCCUGUUUGGAUUCAGACAUGACCUCAAAAAGUGACUGGCAACAGCCCCGAAACACAAUCAGGCAGAACCAACCUUAUGCCUGCUAAGUUUUGAGGGAAUGAAGAGAAUUAGCUAGUCUGGAGUCCCUCGGUUUAAAAUAGACUGGUAAUUCAGGGGCCAUGCCUCCUCCUGCUUCUUAAGGAGCUGUGCUUUAUUAAUCAGCAUCUUUAAAGUAAAUAAAUGAAUGAAUGAAAGAGCCAAACUCCCAAACCCAAAUUCUGGCCAAGCUAAACAGAGCCAGAGUCUGAGCAUGUUUGCUGUUUGUGCAGUCAGUCCUUUGAGACUGGUAUGAACUUGCAGAGCCUCGAAAAACCUUCAGCUGGGACAAGAAAAAGAAAACUAGCUUCCUGGAGGCCCCUGGGGGUUUGGAGUGGUAAAGAUUUCUUCAUUAGUUCACCGGAGCUAAUGAGAUCUUAAUGGAAACUUGGUUAGUUCCCGCAGAUUUCUCUUUCACCUCAUUGCCUAUGGAAUUGUAACAACACAGAGAUGCAACGACUCCCAGGGCUCUGGCCUGUGAGCUGUGUGUUGCAGUUGAAGUUUUCCUUUUAUUGUCUCCCACACCCAGGCCCAUAGUCAUUUCGUAAGGAACUUAACAGAAUUAAGUAGUGUGUGUGAGUCAGAGGGUUAAUAAGAAGAGAUGUUUCUUAGAAAGGUGUUGCAGGUGACAUUUGAUAGACUCGGGAGAGAGGCAGCAUCAAACUGCCCAGAAUGUUUGCCACAGGGUGAAUCCAAGAUCCAAACUAAUACCGUGGGGCACUCCUAGCCCCCGUGUUUUGGCUGUGUCUUUGUGUGAACUGUAAGAUGUCGGUACACUGUGUGUUCUGUACUGUAAUACAACGAGAUGUUGCUUUGGGUGUUUUUUUGUGUGUUUUUAUGGGUCUUCUACAAUCUUAGAAUUCCUGCCAGAGCAGGAGAGGAGAGGAAACUUGGCAGCCUUCCCGAGCUCUGCUCUUACCCACAACUGAACAGACUGAUGAGUCUGGUAGCCAACAACUUGGCAACUUUUACUCCAUUUUACCUCAGGAGGUUUUAAGGGCUGUGAAAAGAAAUCUAGUUGACAACUGUAACUGAAAUCUGUCUCUGUUAAGUAUUUUACCUUCUGCAAGUAGAAGAGCGGUUGCCAAAUUUUUUUCUUGGGUGAUCUUUCUGGCUAGAAAGUGACCCUUUCCAUUAAUAAAUCUGUAAGCAUCCAUGUUAUUUAUUCCCUCUUAAAAGAAUCAGUUUCAUUUGGUGUUCUGUGAAUUGUAUGUUAAAUGCAAGUGUGUACUUUAAAUGUAUUUUUAAGCAUGUAUACAUAGUACCUUAACUUCAAAUCCUGUGCAGCAGAAGGAAUGGGAAACAAAGGGUACAUUCUGGAUUUCGGCAGCUGGGAAGGCACUACCUCGAAUUCCCUUUUGGUGACUUCCUUAAAUGUCCACUUCUUAAAUUGUUUUUGUUGUUUUAAAUCAGAAACUACUUUUUAGCCCAUAUCAUGAGUAUUGAGGAAAUAGACCCAAAGGGUUCACGGACCACAAUGUUCUCUCUGUCAACACUUGAUAAGUGAUGACAGCGCUCCAUUGGAAGAGAUUGCUCUGAAUACCUUUGCUUCUAUUUAGGUUUACAAGAAACAUCAGCAAUCUGGCUAGUAGAGGAAACAGAAGCAAGGCAAGAGUACUGCAUUUGUGCUUUUGAAUCAGUGACCUCUGAGUCUCCUUCCAGGUUAUAAAAUUUUAUGAUUUAAUGGAUUGGGCCUUUUUUCAGCCCAACCUUGGAAAUUUUACAUAUUUUGAAAUGUAUUCUAAUCCCAUCUCUAGCUGGGUCUUUUGAAAUACAUGGGAUAUACAGUAAACUCUGAAGCAGUUUUAAACUCUGGUCAUUGCUAAAUAGGAAUAAUACCUCUUUUGGCUUAAGUAAAUACCACCUCAAUACCAUAAAUGUCAGUAUGCACCAUUUGAUGUGUUCAAUCCCAAAUCAGUUAACUCUGAUUCUUCGUUUUUGAGAGUUGUUAAUAGCUGGGGUCUCAGGCUGUUGUUAGUCCCUUUAAUUUUCCUACUGAGAAACCUAGUCAGUGAUUGGCCUUAAGUUUUAGCAUUAUGUCGAUGAAACAGAAAAGUGCUGUAGAAAACCAUCCUAAAGCUUCAGAGGUAGAAAGGACCUUAAAGAUCGUGUGGUUCAGCUCUCAUUUUUACAGUGAGGAAAUUGAGCCUGGCCCCAAAGACAAGGUAGACACAAACUGUGAUUAGGUAGUGAAAUGCAUUUCCUGAUGCUCAUUUAGAACCAGGACUUCCUCUCAUUUGCCUGCAGAGAUUUCACCCAGCAGUGAAAAAGUUGUGCAAAGAAAAAAAAUAUGUGCAUGGCUAGUCAUUUGAAACUGACCUUAUUAACAUAUUACUGUUAAUGAUGACCAUAUUAAGAUAAAUGCAUUUUAAUUUUCACACACAGUGAUCUACAGUAGAAUAUACUUCUUGAAAAUAUUCCCAUCUUUAUAGAUAAACAUUGAUAUUUUAUAUCCAUUGAGAACCUAGAAGGAGUUUCAUUCAUGUCCAACUAAUGUGACCUGUAAACAGGGUUCCACUGUUGUGGGACUUUUAUUACCGUAGUUUUCUCCCAGUAUAGGUAGAAGAAAGUUAGUUCCCUCUGUCACUUAAAAACCUGGUGCUAUCAACUGAUGACCAGUUUUUCAUUUUUUUUUUUUUCAAGAAACCUUCUUCCCUUUAAGCCACAGUAGUUAGUAGCAUAAUUCCACGUAAGGACAUGUAUCUCUCUAAACACUUUGUCCACAGCAGCAGUUUGUCCAUUGGGUACACUCUGCCAUUGGGUCAUAAUUGCUAGUUCUGCUAGCCAUAGCCAGUCUUGUGUAGGAAUGAAAGGGAUAUACAUGAUUCGAUUUUUAUUUUUUCCUCGAUUUCUGAAUUACUGGAAUCUCAAAGCUACUCUUAGUUAUUCAAGCAGUAUUACUAAAGCAUUAAGUUUCAUUGAUAAUGGAACAAAUCUGCUGCUUUGCCCUUAUCUCCCUUAUGUUUGAAAGUCCCCAGUGCUCUAGUGCAGCCCUGUUAUGCAUUAACAGUAAAGUGAGGAUUGCUUUCCUUCUCAUCUGCAAAACAUAGAUGUUACCUGGGAUGCUGGCAUGCCCAUUAACCACAACCAGUGGAAAGUGAGAAGCGCUGUACUAGUAUAAAGUUAAACAGUGAAAUAGAAAUGAUCUAGUCUGCAUGACACUAAAAUGUUGCUUUUUUUUUUUUUUUUGUAAUUAGCCCUGUAAAGACAAAUAAAAGACAGCCAAUGUCUUAAUGACUUUUGGAAGAGCUUUUUUUGAGGUUGAAGUGAUUACUUCCUGUCAUCAGCAUUGGCUUUUGAUGAUAAAGACCCCAAACUCAAAACAGAUUAAGGGAGUUGUCUAUAAGCUAUCUAAGAGAAGGAAGUUGAAAUGAUAAACUUUAAAUAUUUAUGAAAGAAGGGGAAUAGAAAAGUGAAGAUGAACCAUAAAGUUUGGACAAAUGGAAACUGUUGCCAAGCAUUGUUUUUUCGUGAACUAUUAUGUAUUGUAUUUAGAAUUAUAACAUAGAAAAUGGCAAAGGUCAGCCAAAACUGUCCAUUCUUUGUGGGUGGAGAAGUGAAAAAUGUCCUUAAAACUAUUGCAUUGGGGGCAAAUUGUGAAGAAAAGUGGAAUCAAAGUUUUAAAUUAUAGGAAGUCUGCACAUGUAUUAUGUGGAGCUCUACCCCAGCCAUUAAUGCCGUUCUAGAGUUUGCAUCCCUCAUGGACAUAAUCAUCAAACUAGGGCCAGCAAUUUGGAGAAGCUGAGAACCCUUAGUUUUCGGUUUCCUUUACACUGGAGCAUCUUGGCAUAUUAGCUAUUGACCGGUUCCUAUGGAAUGAACAAAAGGUGAUUGUGUUCAAGGAUAUCCAUUUCCUUGGAAUAAAGUGCAAUCAUCUAUGGCUUCAGAGUGGCACACCAAAACAGAACCAGUGAUACCACGAAUCAGAAAACCAGGUUUACUGUUUAUUCUCAAAGAAAAUUAUCAAUUCACAUAGCCAUCCUAGUAAUUUUUUCCUCUUACUGGCAUUUUUCUCUCCUGAGAUCUAUCAGCUCCUGCUGUAUUUCUGACUUCUGCUCUUGGAGUCAUGUUACAAUUGUAUAAAGAAGACUGUACAGUAUUAAAGUGACAUGAAAAGA
Trichosurus vulpecula (common brushtail) is the source of this 7973-nucleotide messenger RNA. RefSeq names its product syntaxin 6 (gene STX6). The transcript has 8 exons. The record is from RefSeq and is a predicted model, not a curated record. Lineage: Eukaryota; Metazoa; Chordata; Mammalia; Diprotodontia; Phalangeridae. Gene Ontology annotation, molecular function: SNAP receptor activity. Gene Ontology annotation, biological process: intracellular protein transport; Golgi vesicle transport. Bases 224 to 988 code for a protein of 254 amino acids. Gene Ontology annotation, cellular component: membrane.